Brassica oleracea var. oleracea is the source of this 792-nucleotide messenger RNA. Its product is annotated as MLP-like protein 328. The transcript is spliced from 2 exons. Lineage: Eukaryota; Viridiplantae; Streptophyta; Magnoliopsida; Brassicales; Brassicaceae. The record is from RefSeq and is a predicted model, not a curated record. Gene Ontology annotation, biological process: defense response. The coding region runs from base 62 to 517 and encodes 151 amino acids.
UAUUCAUUAUGCAACAAAAAACACACAGUUUACUCACAAGUCACAACACAAAUUAGAAGAGAUGGCGACGUCAGGAACAUAUGUAUCCGAGGUUCCGUUGAAAGGAUCAGCAGAGAAACACUACAAGAGGUGGAAGAGUGAGAACCACCACUUUCCAGACGCCAUAGGCCAUCACAUCCAAGGUGUCACACUCCACGAAGGCGAUUGGGACUCUCAUGGAUCCAUCAAGAUUUGGAACUACACAUGCGAUGGGAAACCGGAGGUGUUUAAGGAGAGGAGAGAGAUAGACGAUGAGAAUAAUGCGGUCACGUUCAGAGGUCUUGAAGGCCACGUGAUGGAGACUCUUAAGCUGUAUGACACCACCAUUCAGUUCAUUCAAAAAUCGCCUGAUGAUAUCGUUUGCAAGAUCACUAUGGUCUGGGAGAAGCGAACCGAUGACUCACCUGAGCCCAUUAACUACAUGAAGUUGGUCACGAGCAUGGUUGCUGAUAUGGACAACCACGUCCUCAAAGCUUAAAUAAAUCCUCUUUAUCUUUCAAAACAUCAUCACCGGCUCCCUCUGUGUUGUGUGGGUGUCUUUCGUUUGUUGAAAUCAAUAUAAUAAUGGAGCCCUUGUAUGGUUUGGUUAAUUACUAUUAUUGCUUGGUUUUGUAAUAUGCUUUCAUGUUUUCAGUUAUGGUGAGUAAUUAACUGCAAGGUUUCAUGUUAUGUCAUGUGUAUGUCCAUCUACACAUGUCUCCUUGUAGAAAAUGCUAUAGUGUAUAGUUUGUGUGAUAUAUAUGUUACUAGUCU